AUGUCAAGUUCAAAAAUAUUUUCAGGAGAUUUGCCUGAAUUAACAUAUGAUAUUAUAAAAUAUUUACAGAAUGAUUUUUCAACAUUACAUUCAUGUAUUUUAGUUAACAGAUUAUGGUGUCGUUUAGCAAUUUCAUUAUUAUGGGAAAAUCCAUUUUCAAUUCCUACUGAAAAUUAUAAUUUUAUUGAAUUUUACUUAAAUAAUUUAAAUAAUGAAUCAAGAUCAAAAUUAAAUGAAUAUAAAAUUAAUGAUAGUAAUUUAUUACCUUCGAAAACACUUUUUAAUUAUCCUAGUUACUUAGAAUAUUUAAAUACGUGGAAGUUUAUUUCUUCUGUUGAAGAGUGGUUUGAAACUUUAAACCCCAGAAAUAGAUAUUAUUUACAAGAUUCGGAUAAACAUUCAAUACUUGGAUUUAAAAAAUUAAUUUGUAUGUUACUAUUUAAAUUGUUUAUUGAGAAUGAAGUAAAUUUACAUAUUUUUGAAAUUGAUAAUCCUACUUAUAAUUCUUACUUUGAAGAUAUUCUUGAGUUAAUGUUACAAAAUCCAAAUUUUACCCAUAAUAUUAGGAAUUUAAAACUUUAUAUAAGUAUUAAUCAUGAUAGUAUUACAAAUACGUCAAUUAAAAAUCGUAUAUCACAAGUGAUCAAUACACAUCAAAUUCUUAAAAAAAUUGUAUUAUGUUAUAGAAGCCUUUAUUUAUAUCAAUCAUUAUUAUUAUCAAAUAAUUGUUCAAAUUCUUUAAACACAAUCACAUUUUAUUACAUCAAUUUUCAUGGUAUAAUCAAUUUAGAUAAAGUAUUUGAUCAAUUAAAUGUUCUGGAAUCUGUACAUAUGGUUUAUUGUUCUUCUUUAAAUAAUGAUUUUAUUCAGCAAAUUGUUAAUUUAACUAAACCAUUCAAAUUAAAGUCUUUAUUUAUAGGAGAGAUGUCACAAAUCGAAUCUUUAGAAUUAUUAUUGCAAAAAUCCAGUAAUUAUUUAGAGAAUUUUGGGUAUGGAUCUGGAUAUAGAUAUAAGCUACCAUUCAAACAACAAUUAUCAGAAUUAGUUAUAAAAUAUUGUAAAAAUAUCAAAUUUCUAGAUUUAUAUGAAUUAGAUUAUCAGAUUAUUUGUUUAGCGUUGAAUUUAAUUGAAAAUAUAAGACAAAAUCUUAAUUAUCUUUCUAUUGGUGUAUGUGAAACGUUAUUUUCAAUUGGCGCUAUUGAACGUAGUUCAAUUAUAUUACGUAAUUUAGGUCAACAUUUUACUUUUAGAUUAGAAUAUUUAUGUUUGACUCUUAAUAUUAAAAUGAAUGAUUUUGAAAUAUUCUUGAAAAAUUCACAGAAUACUUUUAUUAAAAAGUUGUUAAUCAAUAAUAGAGGAGGUGACGAUAUUUUAUCUUGUAUAAAAGAAAAUAUUAUGAAAAAGAAAAGAGUCAAAUAUUUAGCUAUUAUAGAAACUACCUUUGAUGAAUAUGAUGAGAAUAUCUAUGAAGAUAAAGAGUUGUUUUUAUUGAAAAACGAGGUGAAGGAAUUUGAAUUGUAUGAUAUUAUAAUUCAAGAAUAUAGUGAUUUGGUUAUUUAUACCAAUACAGACUUUGCAAAAAAAUUGGAAUAG
Molecule: messenger RNA, 1593 nt
Organism: Rhizophagus irregularis DAOM 181602=DAOM 197198
Lineage: Eukaryota; Fungi; Glomeromycota; Glomeromycetes; Glomerales; Glomeraceae
Source: RefSeq, a predicted model, not a curated record